This is a messenger RNA of Tupaia belangeri chinensis (Chinese tree shrew), 939 nucleotides long. RefSeq names its product taste 2 receptor member 4 (gene TAS2R4). The coding region runs from base 40 to 939 and encodes 299 amino acids. Gene Ontology annotation, molecular function: bitter taste receptor activity; G protein-coupled receptor activity. Gene Ontology annotation, cellular component: membrane. NCBI's taxonomy places the organism in Eukaryota, Metazoa, Chordata, Mammalia, Scandentia, Tupaiidae. The transcript has a single exon. The record is from RefSeq and is a predicted model, not a curated record. Gene Ontology annotation, biological process: sensory perception of taste; detection of chemical stimulus involved in sensory perception of bitter taste; G protein-coupled receptor signaling pathway.
CACCAUCAGCCACAACUGCAGAGUCCUCCAUGAGUAAAGAUGUCUCAGGUGUUCUAUUUAUUUGUUGUUAUUUCCUCCGCUAUUUUAAAUUUUAUAGGAAUCAUUAUGAGUCUGUUUAUUUCAGUGGUUAGCUACAGAACUUGGGUCAAAAGCCACAGAAUCUCUUCUUCUGAUAGAAUCCUGUUCAGCUUGGGCAUCACCAGAUUUCUUAUGGUAGUAUUGUUUCUACUGAACAUCAUCUACCUCAGCUCUCCACAUGUUGAAAGGUCAGUCUACCUGUCUACUUUUCUACUGUUGUGUUGGAUGUUUCUGGACUCUAGCAGUCUCUGGUUUGUGACUUUGCUCAACAGCUUGUACUGUGUGAAGAUUACCAGCUUCCAACACUGGGUGUUUCUCUCGCUGAAGCGGAAUAUCUUCUCCCAAACUCCCAGGCUGCUGCUGGCCUGUGUGCUGAUUUCUGCCUUUACCACUCUCCUGUAUGUGGUACUUAGCCAGAUGUCAUCUUUUUCUGAAUUUGUGAGCAGGAGAAAUGGCACAUCAUUUGACGUCAAUGAGAGCAUCUUGUCUUUGGUGGCUUCUUUGGUCUUGAGCUCGUUUCUUCAGUUCGUCAUUAAUGUAACUUCUGCUUCCUUGUUAAUACAUUCCUUGAGAAGACAUAUACGGACGAUGCAGAGAAAUGCCACUGGAUUUUGGAAUCCCCAGACUGAAGCUCAUGUAGGGGCUAUGAAGCUGAUGAUCUAUUUCCUUAUCCUCUACAUCCCGUAUUCAGUUGCUACUCUGAUCCAUUAUCUCCCUUCUUUUACGGGGAUGAAUUUGGGAACCAAAGCCAUUUGUUUUUUUAUUGCCACCAUUUACCCUCCUGGGCAUUCUGUUCUUAUUAUUCUCUCACAUCCUAAACUGAAAACAAAAAUGAAGAAGAUUAUUUGUUUCAACAAAUAA